Paraphaeosphaeria sporulosa is the source of this 1924-nucleotide messenger RNA. Its product is annotated as MFS general substrate transporter. Lineage: Eukaryota; Fungi; Ascomycota; Dothideomycetes; Pleosporales; Didymosphaeriaceae. The record is from RefSeq and is a predicted model, not a curated record. Gene Ontology annotation, biological process: xenobiotic detoxification by transmembrane export across the plasma membrane. The coding region runs from base 49 to 1653 and encodes 534 amino acids. The transcript has 5 exons. Gene Ontology annotation, molecular function: fluconazole transmembrane transporter activity.
AGUGGUGUCAACUUCAACGUAUACCCAUUUCUGUGAGACGUUUGAAAAAUGUCAUAUCUCAUUAAGCACUCUGCCAUUGGCACGCUCCUGAGGUUCGUUGCUUCGGGUAAGAUAUCGUAUCGUAGGGGCACGGCACCGAAAAUCGUCUCGCCGGCGUCGACUUCGCUCAACUCUGCUACACCGAGACCCAGUGGUUCAAGAGAGGAUGUGUCCAGCCAGGAGAAGGAAGAAGCUGGGAUUGCGGUGACGAAUCUUGUCGACUGGAGCGGCCCUGAGGAUCCCAGUAACCCACAAAACUGGCCGUUCCACCAGAAGCUCAUCAUCACUGCGGUGCUCUGCUUUUGGACAUUUGCGUUGUACGUCGGAUCCUCCAUCUACACUUCCAGCCAGCAACACGUUGUCGAGAUCUUCGGCGUCACGCAUGCCGAAGGCGCCCUCGGUAUCGCCCUCUACGUCCUAGGCUACGGCGCAGGCUCUCUUCUCUUCUCCCCGCUCAGCGAAGUCCCCGCGGUCGGCCGUAACCCCUCCUACGCCAUCUCUGGCUUUUUCUUCAUCAUCCUCUGCAUCCCCACGGCCUUGGUAAACAACUAUCCUGGCCUCAUGGUCCUCCGCUUCCUGCUCGGCUUCAUGUGCGGACCCUGCCUGGGCAUUGUGGGUGCCUCCUUCGGCGACAUCUGGUCGCCCGCCCCGUUCUGCUACUCCAUCGCGCUGUGGUCGAUGGCGGCUACCGCAGGUCCCGCAAUGGGUCCCACGCUCUCGUCCUACGCGGUCGAGGCUAUGGGCUGGCGGUUCUCAAGCUGGGAACUGCUCAUGAUCUCGGGGCCGUUCUAUGUCCUGAUGGUGUUCUUCCUGCCCGAGACCAGCGCGCCUACGAUUCUGUACUACGAGGCGAAGAGGAGGCGGGAGGAAACCGGGAACCUGAACUUGGUCAGCGAAGCCGAGCUCAAGCAACGCGAUCUCCACGUCGGCGCGCUCCUCUGGGACGCGCUGGUCAAGCCCUGGGUCCUCAACGUGAAAGACCCGGCGUUGGGCUUCACAACGCUGUACCUGGGCCUCGCAUACGGCAUCUUCUACUCCUUCUUCGAGUCUCUCCCCAUCGUCUACCCCACCGACUUCGGCUUCAGCUCCACCUCGACCGGCCUCAUCUUCCUCACCGUGCUCCCGGCAGGCACAGUCGCCUUCGUGAUCCAGUAUUUCUACCUCAAGCACCGCGUCUUCCCCGCGCUCUUCUCGGGCCAGUUCGGCGAGCUGGAAAACCACUUGCUCCCCGGCGUCGUCGCGUCGCCGCUCAUGCCCAUCGGGCUGUUCAUCUAUGCGUGGACGGCCCGCGCCGAGGGCAGCCACUGGAUUGCGCCGACGAUUGGAUUUGGGCUGAUCAUCAUUGGCGUCUACUUCAUCUUCCAGUCCAUUCUGCUGUACAUCCCGAACAUCUACCCGCGCUAUGCCGCCUCCAUCUUCGCGGCGAACAGCCUGGCGCGCAGUCUACUCGCCUUCGCUGCCAUCCUGAUCGCGCGGCCCAUGUUCGAGAAGCUGGGUGUAGAUGGUGGUGUGAGCUUCCUCGCAGGCUUGAUGGUGUUAUGUAUGUUUGGUAUCUGGGCCAUCUAUAAGUGGGGCAAGGUGUUGAGGCAAAGGAGUAAGUUUGCCGUUGCGUAAGCGGGUGGGCCUGAGACCGCGCCGCGCCAAAGGCUGGUAUGUCGUAAGUAGUUGGGUAGACGGUUGGACAGUGGGAAUUGGGACACCAUCUGGCACACGUUUUGAUAUGUUCAAAGGCGCAUGUGAAAUGAAGAGAACGAUAUGACCGUCUCGCAAUUAACAAGGCGUUUAUGAGGAGUUUGUCUGUUAGCAUUGUCAAUUUGUUAGGUUUUACUCAAUAUCUGUCUACCUUGGUGCCGCAUCCAAAUCGGGUGACAGAGGGUAUUCAAAC